Molecule: messenger RNA, 1987 nt
Organism: Prunus dulcis (almond)
Lineage: Eukaryota; Viridiplantae; Streptophyta; Magnoliopsida; Rosales; Rosaceae
Product: UDP-glucose 6-dehydrogenase 5
Exons: 2
Coding region: 226-1668 (480 amino acids)
Biological process (GO): glycosaminoglycan biosynthetic process
Cellular component (GO): cytosol; nucleus
Molecular function (GO): UDP-glucose 6-dehydrogenase activity; NAD binding
Source: RefSeq, a predicted model, not a curated record
GGUUGUUGGAUCUUAAAAUGUUACAUGGGUCAUAAUAGGCCGGUGUUGGUGUUUGGCGUAUAUAUAGGGCCUUGGAUCUUCUACAUUCUCGGUCAUCAGAGGAAGAAAAAGAAAAACAAAGCUCCUAUUCUUUCUCCCUCUUCUUUUGCGUCAGAUCUCUCUCAGUUUCUCCAAACACAGCGACACAGACCUCACAUUGACUGAGGUUGUCAAUAACAGAUCAAGAUGGUGAAGAUCUGCUGCAUUGGAGCGGGAUAUGUUGGUGGACCUACUAUGGCUGUGAUUGCACUCAAGUGCCCAGAUAUUGAAGUAGCAGUUGUUGACAUUUCUGUGUCACGGAUCAAUGCCUGGAAUAGUGAUCAGCUCCCCAUAUAUGAGCCAGGCCUUGAUGAUGUGGUGAAGCAGCGCAGGGGAAAGAACCUAUUCUUCAGUACAGAUGUUGAAAGACAUGUUAUGGAGGCAGAUAUUGUCUUUGUUUCUGUAAACACACCUACCAAAACCCAGGGUCUUGGAGCUGGCAAAGCAGCUGAUCUUACCUAUUGGGAGAGUGCUGCUCGUAUGAUUGCGGAUGUAUCAAAGUCUGACAAAAUUGUGGUUGAGAAAUCAACAGUCCCUGUCAAAACAGCUGAGGCCAUUGAAAAGAUUCUGACUCACAACAGCAAAGGCAUCAACUUCCAAAUUCUUUCCAAUCCUGAAUUCCUUGCUGAGGGAACUGCAAUCGAAGAUCUUUUCAGUCCAGACCGGGUCCUCAUUGGAGGUAGGGAAACUCCAGCAGGUCAAAAGGCAAUUCAAGCACUCAAGGAGGUUUAUGCCCAUUGGGUCCCUGAAGAACGAAUUAUUUGCUCUAACCUGUGGUCUGCUGAGCUUUCAAAGCUAGCUGCCAACGCCUUCUUGGCACAGAGGAUAUCUUCUGUUAAUGCCAUUUCAGCACUCUGUGAGGCAACUGGUGCAAAUGUCACUGAAGUGGCACAUGCUGUUGGCAAGGACACAAGAAUUGGGCCUAAAUUUUUGAACGCCAGUGUUGGUUUUGGUGGGUCUUGUUUCCAGAAGGACAUCUUGAACUUGGUAUACAUCUGUGAGUGUAAUGGCCUUCCUGAGGUAGCAAAUUACUGGAAACAGGUCAUUAAGAUCAAUGAUUACCAGAAGUCCCGCUUUGUGAACCGAGUAGUUUCCUCAAUGUUCAACACAGUAUCAGGCAAGAAGGUUGCAAUUCUGGGAUUUGCCUUCAAGAAGGACACCGGUGACACUAGGGAGACCCCAGCCAUUGACGUGUGCAAAGGGCUGUUGGGUGACAAGGCCCGAUUGAGCAUAUAUGACCCACAGGUGAGUGAGGAUCAGAUCCAGAGGGAUCUUUCUAUGAAGAAGUUUGAUUGGGACCAUCCUAUUCAUCUUCAACCUCAGAGCCCCACUGCUGUGAAACAAGUUGGUGUAGUCUGGGAUGCUUAUGAGGCAACAAAGGGUGCUCAUGGGAUUUGCAUCCUGACCGAAUGGGACGAAUUUAAGAGUCUUGAUUACAAGAAAAUUUAUGAUCAGAUGCAGAAACCUGCAUUUGUGUUUGAUGGACGGAACGUCGUGGAUGCGGAGAAGCUGAGGCAAAUUGGGUUUAUUGUUUAUUCAAUUGGAAAGCCCCUGGAUGAGUGGCUCAAGGACAUGCCUGCUGUGGCAUAAAGACUUGACUGAGGUGAGAAGCACAGAAUCAUGAUGUAUGUGAAGAUCCCCUGGUGAGUUCAGUUAGUACUGAAGUUUGUUACUGAGAGUGGAAGUAUGCUUGUCCUUACUUUUAUUUUUCCUGUAUAAUUUCUUAUUAUUCCCCUGUUCUUAGACUUGGGGCUUAUGUUGUCUGUCUUAUUUUAUUUUGUAAUAGGAUCCAUAAUACAGUGCCUGAGUUUGUCCUUAUCUUUAGCGGAAUAUCUUCCGAAUUUGUUAUUCUCUUAGUUUAGUGUAAUAAAACAAAUGGCCAAAUUAAAAUUCUGUUGAUCUUUCUGUA